AUGGGGACCAACUGUAUCGUAGCUGACCGCAACUGUGAAGAGAUUUGUAGUCCUGAAGCGGUGGUGCGUCUCCUUGACAAGAUGUAUGAACUACUAGAAAUGGAGGCACCGACUGCUCUUAUUUCUGUAACGGUACCAGCGGACGGGCGGUUAGUUGUAGUUGGUGACACUCAUGGACAGCUGGAGGAUGUCUUGUGGAUGCUGUUCAAACAUGGGGUACCUAACAAGAAUAACGUAUACCUUUUCAAUGGUGACAUUGCUGAUCGCGGAGGCCAUGCUUUGGAGAUCUUCAUACUUUUAUUCCUAUUCAAGUUGCUGUGUCCGCAAAGUGUGUACAUUCUCCGUGGUAAUCACGAGGACGACUACUGUAACUUGAAUUACGGCUUCCUUGCUGAGCUCAGACAUAAAUUUGGCCAAGUUGAAGGUGGUCGUAUGCACAGGGAUUUCCUAAGAGUACAGGCCCGGUGGGAGGCCUUUGCUCGAAUCUGCAUCGUUUCAGGUCUUCUACA
This is a messenger RNA of Perkinsus marinus ATCC 50983, 509 nucleotides long. Its product is annotated as protein phosphatase-5, putative. The annotation marks the transcript as partial. Gene Ontology annotation, molecular function: protein serine/threonine phosphatase activity. The transcript has 5 exons. NCBI's taxonomy places the organism in Eukaryota, Perkinsozoa, Perkinsida, Perkinsidae. Gene Ontology annotation, cellular component: cytosol; nucleus. The record is from RefSeq and is a predicted model, not a curated record.